AUGACGCUUUUGGCCUUCGCCCUCGCCGCCGUGGCGUGCGUCGCCGCGGCGCGGCCUCCGCUCGGCCUCCUGGAGAACCAUUUCACCGCCGAGACGGAGUCCGAGGAAGUGCGCUCGGCCGCCAUCAAGAGACUUUUGGAGGUUUUUGGGAUGGAGGACCCCCCCGCUGUCCAUGGACACAAACAGGCCCCUCAGUACAUGCUCGAUUUGUACAACACGGUCGCGGACGUCGACGGUGUCACCAAAGACCCGUAUCUGCUGGAGGGGAAUACUGUGCGCAGUUUCUUUGACAAACUGCACAGUGAACAGGUGGAGUUCAGGUUCAACUUGUCCUCGGUCGCUAGAUCUGAGAAGGUUCUCACUGCAGAGCUCCAUCUCUUCAAGCUGCGACCUCAGUCAACGCUGACCUUCAACAGACACCAUUUCUGCCAGGUCAGUAUUUAUCAACUGCUGGACACCAGCAGGAACAACAAAACUCAGGGCAGGAAGCUGCUGUCUUCUCGACUCAUCCCGGUCCACUCCACUGGUUGGGAAGUCUUCACCAUCACACAAGCAGUGCGAUCUUGGAUGGUGGAUGAAGACAGCAACCUGGGGCUCCACGUGGUGGUCCGGACCCUGGGAGGCAGCGCGAUGGACAUGAAAAUGAUCCGCUUCGCCUCGGGACGCACCCACCACCAGAGCAAACAGCCCAUGUUGGUCCUCUUCACUGACGAUGGCCGCCGCGCCACCACUCUGGAGAGCUUAGACCCAAAUGACACCGCAGCCACAGACACUUCCAGCCUGCCCCAAACCCCAAUGUCAGGUCCGUCCUCCCGCACGGCCCGCUCCCUGGACUACGCCGAGGAGGAAACGGCGUCUCUGCCCUGUCAGCGCCAGCCCCUCUACGUGGACUUCGAGGAGAUCGGCUGGUCGGGGUGGAUCGUGUCUCCGCGGGGCUACAAUGCGUACCACUGCAAGGGCUCCUGCCCCUUUCCCCUGGGUCAGAACAUGAGGCCGACCAACCACGCCACCGUCCAGUCCAUCAUCAACGCUCUGAAGCUGAUCAAGGGCAUCGAGACGCCGUGCUGCGUGCCCGACAAGCUCUUCUCCAUCAACCUGCUGUACUUCGACGACGACGAGAACGUGGUGCUGAAGCAGUACAACGACAUGGUGGCUGGAAGCUGCGGCUGCCACUGA
This is a messenger RNA of Pungitius pungitius (ninespine stickleback), 1176 nucleotides long. It is a transcript of the gene admp, whose product is annotated as anti-dorsalizing morphogenic protein. The transcript is spliced from 5 exons. NCBI's taxonomy places the organism in Eukaryota, Metazoa, Chordata, Actinopteri, Perciformes, Gasterosteidae. Gene Ontology annotation, cellular component: extracellular region. The record is from RefSeq and is a predicted model, not a curated record. The coding region runs from base 1 to 1176 and encodes 391 amino acids. Gene Ontology annotation, molecular function: growth factor activity; cytokine activity.